Molecule: messenger RNA, 591 nt
Organism: Encephalitozoon intestinalis ATCC 50506
Lineage: Eukaryota; Fungi; Microsporidia; Unikaryonidae
Product: putative protein-S-isoprenylcysteine methyltransferase
Exons: 1
Coding region: 1-591 (196 amino acids)
Biological process (GO): C-terminal protein methylation
Cellular component (GO): membrane
Molecular function (GO): protein C-terminal S-isoprenylcysteine carboxyl O-methyltransferase activity
Source: RefSeq, a predicted model, not a curated record
AUGGAAUGUCCAUCAUUUUACUUUGCUCUUGGGUCUUUAUUUAUGCUUGGGAUUUCCCAUUCCGGGAGCUAUUUGUCUCUUCACAUAGUCUCAUCGAUAUCGCUUCUAGUCUUUAUGUACUCCCGGGAAAAGGCCCGAAGAAUCAAUCUUGAGACAAAGAUUCUCAGGCAUAGUGACCUUGUUCUCCUCUUUGGAAGUCUAUUCCUUGAAAGUCUUUUUGUUUCAAGGUCUACAGGAUACCUCGGGGCUCGAGUCUUUAAGAUCAUGGCAGCAUGCGGACUAGUCCUUUCGAUUGCAUUUUUUCACAUCACUCUGGGAUAUGUUGGUGAGAACAAGUCUGAAAGAAAAAAAAUACAAAGAAAUGGGCCAUACAGAUAUGUUAGACAUCCGCUAUAUUCAUCUCUAAUUUUGCACUGGAUAUCUUGUUGUAUCUACCUUUCUUGCUUUAUUUCUCUUGCAAUAUUUCUCUGGUUUGUAAGCAGCUGGAUCAUUCCACGGAUAAAGGAAUAUGAAAGAGAACUGAUUUCAGCUUCUCCAGAGUACACAGAGUACAGAAAGAUAGUCUGGUCUGGAAUUCCAAUGUACAAAUGA